AUGAAGUGGUUGUUCUGGAAUAUUAGAGGUGUAAAUAAAAGGUAUAAACAGAAGGAAGUUAGGGAGUAUAUUAGAAGCAAUAAAAUAAAGCUAGUAGGAUUAGUAGAAACAAAUGUUAAAGAGGAUAAUGCUCGUAGAAUUUCUAAGUUUCUGGUUCCUGGAUGGGGCAUGCUAGCUAACUAUAAUGAAGCUAGAAAUGGGAGAAUAUGGAUAUUAUGGGAUGCAAAUCUGCUUACUGUUACUGGACUUCAUGAUGAUCCUCAAAUGAUUCAUUGCCUAGUUAGAAAUGCUUGGUUAGUUGCAGGGGAUUUUAAUGCUAUAUUAUAUCCCAAUGAUAGAAAAUCAUGUAAUCCAGUUAGUUAUUCAGAGAUCCAAGAAUUUGGUUACUGUAUUCAGCAAGCAGGACUAUCAGAACUACCUUGGAAGGGAGAUUAUUAUACUUGGACAAAUAAGCAACCUGAAGCAGAUAGAGUAUAUAGCAGAUUGGACAGAGUUUUUGGCAAUUAUGAGUGGAUGAUGACUUGGGGACAUUGGGAGACAACUUAUGAUCUACCUCAAAUCUCUGAUCAUAAUCCUAUGAUACUGACCCUAGCAGCUUCUUCUUGGAAAGGAAAGAUUGUGGCAUCCUUUUGGAACUCUACAAAUAAAUCUGGAUCUAUGAAAGCAAUAUGGUCUAAGCUUAAAGCAUUAAAAGCCCCUCUAAAGGCUUUGAAUGCUAAGGAGAUCAAGGGCAUUACUCAGAAGAUUGAUCAAGCCAGACUGGAGUUGAAGGAAGUUCAAGAACAACUUGCAAAUUCUUACUCUGAUGCCUUAUUACAAAAAGAAAAAGAAAUAAAAGCAAGAGCAAAAUGGAUUCAACUUGGAGAUUCUAAUACUAAGUACUUCACUGUAGUUAUGAAGGAAAGAUCACAAAGAAAGCAAAUCAGAGAAAUUACAAAUGGUUUAGGUGAUAGAGUAACUGAUCCUGCAAAUAUAAAAAGGGAGAUUCUGGGAUUCUACAAGGCGCUUAUGGGCUCAGCAGCUAAGUCCCGUCCUGCUAUAAAUAGAUUGUAUAUGGCUAAUGGUCCCACGCUAUCCCAGCAAGAAAGAAUGGAUCUUUGUGCAGAAGUAAAUGAUCUAGAAAUUUUGGAGAGUCUCAAAGCCAUUGGAGAUGACAAAGCUCCAGGAAUUGAUGGCUACAAUGCUGUUUUUUUCAAGAAAACCUGGAGUAUCAUCAGCAGCCAAGUUAAAGAAGCUGUCAAGGAAUUCUUUCUAACUGCCAAGAUGUAUAAACCAGUAAAUUACUCCACCAUCACUCUAAUACCUAAAGUCUCCAAGCCCACCACAGCAAGGAGUAUAGACCAAUUGCCUAUUGCUCAGUGA
This is a messenger RNA of Nicotiana attenuata, 1362 nucleotides long. RefSeq lists its product as uncharacterized. The record is from RefSeq and is a predicted model, not a curated record. Gene Ontology annotation, molecular function: catalytic activity. Bases 1 to 1362 code for a protein of 453 amino acids. NCBI's taxonomy places the organism in Eukaryota, Viridiplantae, Streptophyta, Magnoliopsida, Solanales, Solanaceae. The transcript is spliced from 4 exons.